This is a messenger RNA of Hypanus sabinus (Atlantic stingray), 592 nucleotides long. RefSeq names its product interleukin-10-like. Bases 1 to 585 code for a protein of 194 amino acids. Gene Ontology annotation, biological process: immune response. The record is from RefSeq and is a predicted model, not a curated record. Gene Ontology annotation, cellular component: extracellular region. The transcript is spliced from 6 exons. NCBI's taxonomy places the organism in Eukaryota, Metazoa, Chordata, Chondrichthyes, Myliobatiformes, Dasyatidae. Gene Ontology annotation, molecular function: cytokine activity.
AUGGCCCCCCACUCCAUGGUGCUAUGGUGUCUGAAGCUCGGACUGCAGCUCAUCAGUAUGAAGCUGGAGUUCCUCGAGCAACAAACACUUGCUGCAAAUGUAGUCGCCGUGUCCCUCAAUGGGGUCUACCGGUUCCCACAUCUCGCAGCACAAAGAAAAGAUGACAAUAGUAAAAUAGUAUUGGUGGAAAGACAAGGUCUGCCAGGAAUCAGGGAAAAGCACAGCUGCCAGUUCCUGAAGGAGAUGCUGAACUUCUACCUCAAGGAUGUGAUCCUUGCAGCCAAGACCAACAAAACGAUAAUCAACAAACACAUCAGUAGAAUUGGGAAUGCCUUGCAUGAGCUGAAUGAGAAUGUGCAAAACUGUCAUCAUUUCUUCAACUGCGAACUGUGCAGCUGCAACCGAAGUUCCUACUUCAAGAACAUACAUCAGACAUUCAAGCAGUUACAGAUACAAGGCGUGUACAAAGCAAUGGGAGAACUUAAUGCCUUCUUUGACUGGAUUUGGAAUUACAUAAACUUGAGACGACGUCAAGAAGGAGUGGAGCAGACUGAUCGAUUGUCAAUACAGUAUUUCCUCAAUUAAGAAAAUC